GAACUGGUUCUCCGGCGCAGGCAAUAGCUAAUUGGACUUCUCGAUAUUCUUACGUGCUGGCGCGACUGAACUUGUCUUUGAUCUUCUGUUGGCGGGCCCUCAUCCGGUGGCACUUCCAGCUCGAUUGACGCACAUUAUGAAUGGGCUCUCAGGCAGCGUUGCCCCUCCUGGUCAACUUUAUGUACGGGCACUGUACGAUUACGAUGCCGACGACCGCAUCAGCUUGAGUUUCCGAGCAAACGACAUCAUCCAGGUCAUUACUCAGUUGGAGAGCGGCUGGUGGGAUGGUGUAAUACACGGCGUGCGCGGUUGGUUUCCCAGCAACUACUGCACGGUCAUUUCACCUCCGUACGAUGAAGAAGUUGGAAGUCAUAUCGCUACGGGCGCGGCUGAAUCAGAGGCGGACGAGUUGGAGGAGGAAUAUCACAAUCGUGGAGCAAAUCACGCAGCCAACGGCGUGGGCAGCAGAAAUGGAGCGCCGGCGAUCAGGACUCAGGAAGAAGCAGCAUUUUGGAUACCACAGGCCACACCAGAUGGAAGGCUUUUCUACUUCAAUACAUUGACUGGUGCCAGCACUAUGGAGCUCCCGCUAGAAUCUCCAUCGUCCGCAACGGAGACUGGGCCUCGCGAUCGCACCAAUGUCUUCAUUCCUGACCAAACGCGACCACCUGCCGACAUCAUGUCGGGCAGUCAUGACCGUGACGAUGAUACUGAUUAUACCUCGGCGUCGGAGGCUGAGGAAAUACCUUUCUCAACGUCAUCCAAUCGCCCUGGCAGGUCAAAUCUCCAAAACGGAGUGUCGCCCGCCGCUUCAACGGACUCUUUGAGCGAUGCCAAUGCACUGAAUUUGAGCAGAUCGGGCGUCAAUGAAUCUUUCUCGGCCCUGCAACAAGGAAUUCCGCCAGUCGGGACUACUAUGACUUCCUUCGCCAACGCAUCUGUGGGGAUGCUCAGCAACACAGUUCUACCGCGCCGCUUCUUCGAUGAUUCCCAAGCUACGCCUUUGACGUGGGAUGCCUUACUUCGACAUACGACGCAAUAUGUUUCUCGCUAUUGCGAGACUAUUCGAAAUGGGGAACGAUCCGAGUACGUCCGCCGAGCGGAGGACAUCUCAGAUUAUGUGCGCUUGCUAUUGGCGGCCGCCUCAGGCACGACAGACAAUCACUCCGGCAAUCCUUCAAUCAUUUCGAACAACAAAGCACUAUACCCGCACUUCAGAGAAAUGAUGUCUCGGUUUUCCAAACUUGUUCUUUCCUCACACAUCGCAGCGGCAGAUUUCCCCGCAGUAGAUUCGCAUCAGAAGUGCCUCCAAGAAGCAGAACUCUUCAAGAAUGGCGUCAUGGCAUUUGUCGAUGUUGCACGACAGCAGCGAGGAGAGGAGAUUCCUCGCCUGACACCAGGUUUCGUGACAGGUAGCACGACAGCAGGGAAUUGGCAGACUAACGGUCUCGCGACACACAACCCUCUGGCCAAUAUCUCAUUUAUAGACGACGAGCCAGAAUUGGCGCCGGAGCCAACGGCGAUGCUUGACAAGGCACUUCUUCAACGAAUGGAGGAGCUAAAGCAGAUGAUCAUGGCGCGGACGAGGCGUCUAGACGAGCACCUGUCAAUCCGCGAGAAGCUCGUCACACCGCAGAGACAUCGACAAAUAUCUACGACCAUUUGCAAAUCGGCAAGUCAAGUCGUUGAGACAUGUCAGCCGUUUUUGUCUGCGAUAGAGUCAAUCGAUCUCGCUCCGCUCAGUGCGCAUCUUAAAACGAUGCAACUGCACGAAUUUGCGGAACAGAAGCAAAAGAUGUACGAUGCGACCUCGGAUCUUGUUGUUGCUUGUCAAGAUACAUCCAUGCCAUUGGCCGACGAAUGGGCUGAAGUUCGAGGGCAAUCGAUGGAAGAUAGACUGAACCGCGUAAGAGGCGCCAGUAGAGAUCUCGAUAUGACCUGCGCUCAGGUUCUUCUCUGUCUUUCAGUCCUGGCGGAAUCGAUGCCUGCAGUCGAGAAAGGAAAAGAAAAGGAAGACCAUCGCCGGACUGUCAGCACCAUCACUUUCGAUCAGCAUUCGAGAAACGUAUCGACAGCUUCAAGGCCGAGUUUGGCCGGCAGCGGUCAGUCACAUUCCUUCAGCGAAGGUAGCGCAUCGACGGCAGCAUCGUCACUUGAGAGUAACAAAGUCCCGAGGUUCUUCGGAGAGAGCCCAGCAUCGACGGAGCCUACACGCGAUUCCGACGAGAUGCCCUCAUACUUGAGACUGGAUCACGAUGGCGAGCUUACAUACGAGACUAAGAACGGCGUGACAGCAUUACGUGGUGGAACAUUAGUAGGACUCGUAGAGCAGCUGACUCGACACGAUCGCCAUGACCACAAAUUCAACAACGCCUUCCUGUUGACAUAUAGAUCUUUCACAACUGCAGCAGAGCUGUUUGCGAUGCUGGUGCGUCGUUGGACCAUUCAACCACCUUUCGGGCUUUCCGGUGAAGAUAUGCAAAUUUGGACGGACAAGAAACAAAAGCCCAUUCGAUUCCGGGUUGUCAACAUCCUCAAAUCAUGGUUUGACACCUACUGGAUGGAGCCUGACGAUGAGGCCAGCAAGCAGACUAUGCAGGAGAUUUAUAAAUUCGCCAAGGAUACUGUACAGUCGACCAGCACUCCAGGAGCAGGCCCGCUGAUGACAGCCAUCGAACAAAGAAUGCGAAGCCAGGAUGCCUCCAGCAAACGCCUGAUCUUGACCAUGAGCAAUAACGCGCCGGCGCCGAUUGUUCCCAAGAACCUCAAGAAGCUCAGGUUCCUCGACAUCGACCCACUGGAAUUUGCGCGCCAACUGACGAUUCUCGAGUUCAAGCUGUACACUAAGAUCAAAGCUACCGAAUGUCUAGGUCAAGCGUGGCAGAAGAAACUCGAAGAGGGCGAGCCCGAUCCGGCCGAGAAUUUGAAAGCACUCAUUUUCAACUCCAACCAGCUCACGAACUGGGUGGCGCAGAUGAUUUUGACGCAAAACGAUGUCAAGCGCCGUGCCGCCGUGAUCAAGCACUUUGUCAACAUCGCCGACAGGUGCCGCCAACUCAACAACUUUUCAUGCCUGACUUCCAUCAUCUCGGCCAUGGGCUCUGCACCAAUCCACCGAUUAUCUCGCACCUGGGGCCAGGUUCACCAGCGCACCAGUGCAACUCUCGAAGUCCUGCGUAAGCUGAUGGGCUCGUCCAAGAACUUCAGCGAGUAUCGCGAGACUUUAAACAAGGCCAAUCCGCCUUGCAUUCCCUUCUUCGGUAUUUACCUCACCGACUUGGUGUUCAUCGAGGACGGAAUCCCGAGCAUCCUCAAGAAGACGACGUUGAUCAAUUUCGGAAAACGCAUCAAGACGGCCGAGAUCAUCCGCGACAUUCAACAAUACCAGAACGUACCGUACGGGCUGCAGCCCGUGCCGGAGUUGCAGGACUACCUCCAGAAGAAUAUGGACACCGCCAGUGAUGUGCACGAGAUGUAUGAGCGUAGUUUGGCAGUCGAGCCUCGUGAACGCGAGGACGAGAAGAUCGCAAGACUGCUCUCCGAAUCAGGAUUCCUGUGAGCACGACAAAGUGAUCACGGUAUCUCCCAUGGCUUCAUGCCCUUCAUGAUCAUAUCCUGCCGGCCGCCGAUGCGACAUGCAACAUGCAACAUGCCCAAGGCAGGCAUGCAUCUAAAAUACUCUACAACGACAAGCCACGCCCUCUAUUGAUCAAGGAGAUAGGCGUAGCCAUGAUCAGAUUCGAGUCCUCAACAUGAGCAUGAAAUUGU
Dissoconium aciculare CBS 342.82 is the source of this 3768-nucleotide messenger RNA. RefSeq names its product guanine-nucleotide dissociation stimulator CDC25. Gene Ontology annotation, biological process: Ras protein signal transduction; positive regulation of GTPase activity. The coding region runs from base 137 to 3559 and encodes 1140 amino acids. Gene Ontology annotation, molecular function: protein binding; guanyl-nucleotide exchange factor activity. The transcript has 3 exons. Lineage: Eukaryota; Fungi; Ascomycota; Dothideomycetes; Mycosphaerellales; Dissoconiaceae. Gene Ontology annotation, cellular component: plasma membrane. The record is from RefSeq and is a predicted model, not a curated record.